UGCGUUGGAAAGAGCGGAGUUAUUUGGUCAUACCGAGAUUUUCAAUCUGCUGCUUACUUAUGGCGCUGAUACCAACAAGAGUGGACUGACUGAAAAGGAACUGACGACCAGCGAAGACCAUAUCGUGGUGAUAUCGGAUACACAGGGUGAUGUUAGAGGCGACCAUAGCGUGGUGAUGUCGGAUACACAGGGUGAUGUUAGAGGCGACUAUAGCGUGGUGUUGUCGGAUACACAGGGUGGUAUUAGAGACCAUAGCGUGGUGAUGUCAGGUACACAGGGUGAUGUUAGAGGUGACCAUAGCGUGGUGAUGUCAGAUACACAGGGUGAUGUUAGAGGCGACCAUAGCGUGGUGAUGUCAGGUACACAGGGUGAUGUUAGAGGCGACCAUAGCGUGGUGUUGUCGGAUACACAGGGUGAUGUUAGAGGAGACCAUAGCGUGGUGAUGUCAGGUACACAGGGUGAUGUUAGAGGAGACCAUAGCGUGGUGAUGUCAGAUACACAGGGUGAUGUUAGAGGCGACCAUAGCGUGGUGAUGUCAGGUACACAGGGUGAUGUUAGAGGAGACCAUAGCGUGGUGAUGUCAGAUACACAGGGUGAUGUUAGAGGAGACCAUAGCGUGGUGAUGUCAGGUACACAGGGUGAUGUUAGAGGCGACCAUAGCGUGGUGUUGUCGGAUACACAGGGUGGUGUUAGAAACCAUAGCGUGGUAAUGUCAGAUACACAGGGUGAUGUUAGAGGCGACCAUAGCGUGGUGAUGUCAGAUACACAGGGUGAUGUUAGAGGCGACCAUGGCGUGGUGAUGACAGAUACACAGGGUGAUGUUAGAGGCGACCAUAGCGUGGUGAUGUCAGGUACACAGGGUGAUGUUAGAGGCGACCAUAGCGUGGUGAUGUCAGAUACACAGGGUGAUGUUAGAGGCGACCAUGGUGUGGUGAUGACAGAUACACAGGGUGAUGUUAGAGGCGACCAUAGCGUGGUGAUGUCAGAUACACAGGGUGAUGUUAGAGGCGACCAUACCGUGGUGAUGUCAGAUACACAGGGUGAUGUUAGAGGCGACCAUAUCGUGGUGUUGUCGGAUACACAGGGUGAUGUUAGAGGCUACCAUAGCGUGGUGUUGUCGGAUUCACAGGGUGAUGUUAGAGGCGACCAUAGCGUGAUGUUGUCAGAUACACAGGGUGAUGUUAGAGGCGACCAUAGCGUGGUGAUCACAGAUACACAGGGUGAUGUUAGAGGCGACCAUAGCGUGGUGAUGUCAGAUACACAGGGUGAUGUUAGAGGCGACUAUAUCGUGGUGAUGUCAGAUACACAGGGUGAUGUUAGAGGCGACCAUAGCGUGGUGAUGUCAGAUACACAGGGUGAUGUUAGAGGCGACCAUAGCAUGGUGUUGUCGGAUUCACAGGGUGGUGUUAGAGGAGACCAUAGCGUGGUGAUGUCAGGUACACAGGGUGAUGUUAGAGGCGACUAUAGCGUGGUGAUGUCAGAUACACAGGGUGAUGUUAGAGGCGACCAUACCGUGGUGAUUACAGAUACACAGGGUGAUGUUAGAGGCGACCAUAGCGUGGUGACAACAGAUACACAGGGUGAUGUUAGAGGCGACCAUAUCGUGGUGAUGUCGGAGCCCCUGAUCUCUCUGCCAGAAUGUGAUGAUGACGAAAAAGAUGCUAAAUGGGUCGUCGAAAUCGUGAAGAAGGGAGACAUAAAAAAGUUUGGAACUUUGGAAAACAAAUAUUCGACUCUACAGACUAUUUGUUCCUCGAGCAUACUUCAUAUCGUGGUUGUGUAUGGCUCAACAGAAAUGGUCGAAUGUAUGAAGAAAUGGCACGGAAUCGAAUGGGAUGAAGAAAGUGAAAUUUCCGAGUACAUAUUCGGGAAAAGCUUGGCGGAAUUAACAGUUACCAAAGUCACAGCCUUAUAUCUGGCGACUUUUAUAGAGAGAACAGAGAUGGUACGCUCGCUGAUCCAACACUCCGGAGAAGACAACAUCAGAUGCUGCUUUCGGAACUUACAUCUCACUGACGCAAUAGAAGAGGUACUCAUGAUGGAUGUAGCGAAAAAAUUAAGAUUGAAACAUUCGGACCUCGACCCUGCCGUUAUUCCAGGGCAUAAACGUGGCAAUGAUGACGUAGGCAGAGUUUUCAUUGUAUAUUCGAAACAUGUCUUCAGGUCUUCAAGUUAUAAACAUGACGGUAUUGGUGUGGUGAUGAUCCGAAACCCGUACUUGUAUACAAGAGAGUGCAACGCGGAUGCGCGUUUAAGAAUUUCGUGCGGCGAUGCAAAACGGGCUGAAAAGGCUCUAUCAAUCCACUGCGAGAAUCUUUGGAUAAACCAUAGCAACUUAAACAUUAUAUGUACUAGUCCUGUGAUUUACAGAGGAAAUGGAGAUGUCAUCGAAAAGCCAUGCAUCGCACUAUACUGUAGUACAAAGGGCGUAGUGCCACUCGGGGAACCAGAGUUCCCUAAACAGUUAGACAUAGGAGACGGUGAAUAUAUUGAUGUUGAUGUACACGAAGGGUACUUCAAACGAGGUGGAUACAUCUCAAUGCCAAGUGAUCACUUUCAUUCAACUCUCAAAAUGGGUUGUGAUAUCGGAAGGUCAACUCCUGAAUAUGAUGUAUGUGGGAAUCGCCUGCCGUUAAUUGGAGGCACACACGGUCCGUUUGUGAAGUUUAAUAACAAGAUUGGAUUUCUUACUUGUGCACAUGUUUUAUUUGAUGUUCCACUAUCAACAAAAUGUGUUGAUUUCCUACAUGACGGUAGCAACACAGUUGAAGUCGUACAACCUUCAGUUGAUUCAACGGUUUUUCCAGGUUCUCCAUGUGGACAUGUCCAUAGAGCUAUUUUCAAUCCGCAGCUGGAUCCAAGUAUUGAUGUCGCUGUUGUUGAGGUGACUGAUCCGAGUAGAUUACCAACUGUUGGCCGAUUUGCCAAUGCGAAACACAGUAGCUACAAAAAUGCAGGGUUUGAAGAACUCCCGGAGUACAGCAGUGGAUCUAUUCUAGCAGACUUAAAACAUUUAGGUACAACACACAUUGUAUUUAAAUUUGGAAGCUCCAGUGACGUCACAAAAGGGACACUAGAUGUGUGUGGAACUCACGUAAGACCACUGUCCACGGCACUCGGCUUACCUAGAUGUACAGGGAAGGUCGAAAUGCAAAACCAGUAUCAAGUCAGUGGUGCCCAUCCGACAAUGACGUUCGUCACUGAGGGAGACUCUGGUUCACCGGUGUUUAUGAAAUCUGACACGGGUGAUUUGGUUCUAAUAGGAAUGGCUAUCGGACAUGCGUAUGUAGGUACCAACCCGUUUCCAUUAGCAGUUGUUACACCUAUCGGUGCAAUAUUGAACGCUCUAGGUCCACAGUACUCCAUAGCGUCGUUUCCAUAGGAAUAAAUAUAAACAGCCAUUAUCGCUGUAGACUAUAUACAAACUAGUUUUCUACGCUUUUGAGUUGCAGUCCAACCGUUCAAUGAAAUGCAUUUAUGAUUCAGCACAAAAUCACAUGUCUUGAGCGGGCUUUUUGGUGUUCUUGGUGUGAUUGAUUGCUGUGUACGUACACGUACCUUGAAACUACUGUAGGAAUGACCAAUAAAUCAAAUAUUUCUCUAUUUUAUUUUCCCUAAUAUUCGUGAUACCCGUAAAUACUUGAACUUUUGCAUAAACUUGUGAUGCAGGAAA
Pecten maximus is the source of this 3673-nucleotide messenger RNA. RefSeq lists its product as uncharacterized. Bases 176 to 3382 code for a protein of 1068 amino acids. The record is from RefSeq and is a predicted model, not a curated record. The transcript is spliced from 4 exons. NCBI's taxonomy places the organism in Eukaryota, Metazoa, Mollusca, Bivalvia, Pectinida, Pectinidae.